This is a messenger RNA of Saccoglossus kowalevskii, 2020 nucleotides long. Its product is annotated as serine/threonine-protein phosphatase 2A 56 kDa regulatory subunit. Gene Ontology annotation, biological process: protein dephosphorylation; signal transduction. NCBI's taxonomy places the organism in Eukaryota, Metazoa, Hemichordata, Enteropneusta, Harrimaniidae. Gene Ontology annotation, cellular component: nucleus; cytosol; protein phosphatase type 2A complex. Gene Ontology annotation, molecular function: protein phosphatase activator activity. The record is from RefSeq and is a predicted model, not a curated record.
AUGGCAGAGCUGUUGUUGGAAAUUGCUUGUAAUAUUUUUCGGACACUGCCCCCAAGUGAUAACCCCGACUUUGAUCCUGAGGAAGAUGACCCUACGUUAGAAGCUUCAUGGCCACAUUUACAGAUUGUAUAUGAAUUUUUUCUUCGGUUCUUGGAAUCACCCGACUUCCAACCUAGCAUAGCAAAAAAGUAUAUUGAUCAGAGAUUUGUACUACAGCUGUUGGAACUGUUCGAUAGUGAAGACCCACGUGAGAGAGACUUCUUAAAGACCAUCUUACAUCGAAUCUAUGGCAAAUUCUUGGGGCUCAGGGCCUUCAUCAGAAAACAAAUUAGUAAUAUUUUUCUAAGGUUUAUAUAUGAGACAGAACAUUUCAAUGGGGUUGGGGAAUUACUGGAAAUUCUUGGAAGUAUCAUUAAUGGUUUUGCAUUGCCUUUAAAGGCAGAACACAAACAGUUCUUAAUUAAAGUUCUGAUACCGCUACACAAGGUGAAGUGUCUCAGUUUAUACCAUGCCCAGCUGGCGUACUGUGUUGUACAGUUUCUAGAAAAGGAUGCUACGCUAACGGAACCAGUUGUCAAAGGCUUACUCAAAUUCUGGCCUAAAACAUGUAGUCAGAAAGAGGUCAUGUUUCUUGGUGAAAUAGAAGAAAUUUUGGAUGUGAUUGAACCUUCACAAUUUGUAAAGAUUCAAGAAGCUUUGUUUAAACAAAUAGCUAGAUGCGUGUCAAGUCCGCACUUCCAGGUUGCAGAGCGAGCUCUCUACUACUGGAAUAAUGAAUACAUAAUGAGUCUUAUUGAAGAGAAUUCCAAUGUGGUUAUGCCCAUUAUGUUCCCUGCACUGUACAGGAUAUCCAAAGAACACUGGAAUCAAACAAUUGUAGCACUUGUGUACAAUGUGUUGAAAACAUUUAUGGAAAUGAAUAGUAAAUUGUUUGAUGAACUCACAUCCAAUUACAAAGCUGAAAGACAAAAAGAGAAGAAGAAGGAGAAGGAACGAGAUGAUCUCUGGAAGAAACUAUCCAAACUUGAGAUGAACAACACAGCAAACAAGCAGACGCAAAAAGCAAAUGCAAAAUAGUCUUAAACGAAAGAAACCCAAGGCUUUAGAAUAUAAUUAGUGGAAGCUUGUUGCUUCUUUUGAAUAAAAUGGACUCUUGUAAUAAGUGUUCAGCAUACAGGACUUCCUGGCCCUAGUUUUAAACGUGAUAAAUUACUGAAGUAUUUUAAACUGGUAAAAAAAAAAAUUCAAAUUUGUUCUGGUGCAACAAGAAAAAAAAAAGAAGCAGUUGUCAUGUGUGUGUAUUUUGUGGUGACUAACUGAGCUGCUGUAGGCCAGGCCUUGCACACUUAUUAUGCUGUAGACAAUUGUAUAUGUUCAUUGUGCAUUAUGUCGUCUUCAGCAAUAAAACAAAGAAUUCAAAUUCACUAUAUAAGCAUCUUCACCAUGUACGCCAAUAUUGCAAGAAGAAAAUAUGUGCUGACAAAUCAACAUGUAUAAAUAUUCCAUAAACAAAAUAAACCAAAAAAAAAAAAAAAAACAGCCCUGCUCAUGUUUGAACUCAGGUAGAUUUGCCAAUGGCCUUUGUAUUAAGCAACCUCAGAUUCAAUGUUCAGCUGGCUCUGAUGGGGGGACCGUAAGAUGAUCUCUUCUAGUUUAUUGUUACUAGGUAUCAUUCUUAGCUUUCCCCUUGUUCACUUUGUGGUUCUCUGUAACUCUGGACUUGUCUUUAUAUUUGUUUAUUUCCGAUCAAAAUUUUGUUUUUUUCUUUCCGGCCAUGAUGCACGAUUGUACAACUACCAUUAUAAUUCCAAACCCAAACUCAUGCUCCCCCCCCCCCCCAAACAUUGAACAUAGUUCUGUUAAAGUUGCCCCCUUUCCCCACUCUGGGCUGUUAUUUGUUUUCCUCAACUAGAAUUUUCUUAUUCAGGCUUUUUUUAAAAACCAUUUCAAUCCUGCUGCUGUCGUGUGCAUAGAAUAGACUUGGUACUGGUGAACAUGAAUAAAUUCCAUUAAAAAAAAA